This is a messenger RNA of Erythranthe guttata (spotted monkey flower), 1767 nucleotides long. RefSeq names its product P-loop containing nucleoside triphosphate hydrolases superfamily protein. Gene Ontology annotation, molecular function: ATP-dependent activity, acting on DNA; ATP binding; ATP hydrolysis activity. NCBI's taxonomy places the organism in Eukaryota, Viridiplantae, Streptophyta, Magnoliopsida, Lamiales, Phrymaceae. The record is from RefSeq and is a predicted model, not a curated record.
UAAUUUUCGGAGUAUUGAAUUAGCCAAACACGCCCCCGCUCUCAUUCAAAACACUAAAACCCUAAACCCCCUUUCUUGUGAAACCCUCUGCCUCUCUUCGCUUGACCUUCCUUCUCACUCACUACUCAGACAACUAUGGCGGAGAUUAAGCUCUCAGAGAUGCGGGACCUGACCCGAAUUGAACGAAUUGGGGCCCAUUCUCACAUCCGGGGUCUCGGGCUCGACUCUGCACUUGAAGCCCGCUCCUCCUCCGAGGGUAUGGUGGGCCAGACCUCCGCCCGCAAGGCCGCCGGCGUCAUCGUCAAAAUGGUACAAGAAGGCAAAAUCGCCGGCCGCGCCGUCCUAUUAGCAGGCCAGCCCGGCACAGGAAAAACCGCCAUCGCCAUGGGCAUGGCCAAAUCCAUCGGCCAAGAAACCCCAUUUGCAAUGCUCGCCGGCAGCGAAUUGUUCUCCCUCGAGAUGUCGAAAACCGAAGCCCUAAUGCAGGCGUUCAGGAAAGCAAUUGGGGUUAGAAUUAAGGAGGAGACGGAAGUUAUUGAAGGCGAGGUUGUGGAGGUUCAAAUCGACAGGCCGGCUGUCGCAGGGGCGGCGUCCAAGACGGGGAAAUUGACAUUGAAGACCACAGAGAUGGAGACCGUGUACGAUUUGGGUGGGAAGAUGAUUGAGGCUUUGGGGAAGGAGAAAGUGCAGAGUGGAGAUGUGAUUGCCAUUGAUAAGGCUUCUGGAAAAAUCACGAAGCUAGGAAGGUCUUUCUCGAGGUCUAGGGAUUACGAUGCGAUGGGCCCACAGACGAAGUUCGUGCAGUGCCCGGAUGGCGAGCUGCAGAAGAGGAAAGAAGUCGUGCAUUGUGUUACUCUUCAUGAGAUUGAUGUUAUCAACAGCAGGACACAGGGUUUCCUAGCUCUGUUCACCGGUGACACAGGCGAAAUUCGAGCCGAAGUUCGAGAACAAAUCGACACAAAGGUGGCAGAGUGGAGGGAAGAAGGAAAAGCUGAAAUUGUCCCUGGUGUCCUUUUCAUAGACGAAGUCCACAUGCUCGAUAUCGAGUGCUUCUCUUUCCUCAACCGCGCCUUGGAGAAUGACAUGGCGCCCAUACUAGUCGUCGCAACAAACAGAGGGAUCACCUCAAUCAGGGGGACCAAUUACAAGUCGCCACACGGCAUCCCGAUUGACUUCCUCGACCGCCUCCUCAUCAUCUCCACGCAGCCCUACACACCGGAGGACAUCCGGAAGAUUCUAGACAUUAGAUGCCAAGAGGAAGACGUGGAGAUGUCUGAAGAUGCAAAGGUAUUGCUGACAAAGAUUGGAGAAGACACUUCUUUGAGGUAUGCGAUAAAUCUUAUUACAGCAUCUGCUUUGGCCUGCCUUAAACGGAAGGGUAGGGUUGUGGAGAUGGAAGACAUUAGCAGGGUUUACGAGCUUUUUUACGAUGUGAAGAGGUCCACGCAGUACUUGAUGGAGUAUCAGAGCCAGUAUAUGUUCAGUGAGGUGCCAGCUGGAGAGGGUGAUGAAGAUGAAACCAAUGCCAUGGUUUCUUAAGGGGACUGUUUGCUUGCACUCGAUAUUCGUCUCGUCUUGAUUGAAUUGUUCAUAAUGCGGUUGGUUGUGUUUUGCGUGUUUUUAGAUGUCGGCCGACGAAUGUUGUGUAGCAAAUUUAUCUUCUAGUGGUUUUUGUAGCAGAAUUUGAAGGCUUUUCUGAAAACUUGGUAGCUCCAUUUAUAGUACUUGAUUCAUCUGAUUUUUAUGUAAUGUCUGAUAAAUAUGCCU